GAUAAAUGAAGACAAACGUACAAAAACAGAGAUAAGAUGUAUUCUGAUUGCUAGUGAGAAUGACAGUGAGUACUGAGUACUGAGUAGUGGCGGGAGCGACGUCGAAACUCGAUUUGUUGGCCAGUUAGUGACAUAAGUGACCUCGAGCGGAACGCACGGCUAUCGACACAAAAAAUGGCGUCUUUCGACUUUAAUACAGUUCCGGUAAAAGAGAAGGCUCUAUAUACACCACCACUCGAAGAAGUUGUAGAUGUUCUAUCACGUGGUCUACGCAAGACGUUUGAGAGUGUGAGCGUCACAGCUGAGGAGUGCCCUGACCUCAGGAAGGCACCAUUCGACCUUACUACACCUGGAUUGAACGGAGACGCUAAGCUCGUGGAGCUGGGAGGUCCUCCGUACCUGGUGCCGACGGUGCAGCGGGACAAGGUGUACGACCUGGCUGAGCUGCUGCGCCACCUGGGGCGAGAUCCUGCGCUGCUGGCGGGCGCGGGAGCGGGGCCCUGGCCCUUCAUCGGGGUCAACUGCGAGGGCAUCGUGAACCUGGCGGUGCGAGAGGGUGUGGUGGCUCAGGGCUCGCACAUCGUGUCGGUGCACCCGGUGGGUGCCGCCAAGGGCCGCAGCGGUUACCUUCAGCAGCGCCUCCCCACCAACGAGACCCGCUCGGCGCUGCUCGGCAACUACCUGCUCUCGGAGGGCAAACCUGGCAAGGUUAUAAAAGUAGAAGUGAAGAAACGCAUCGGACCGUCGAACUUCAUCACAGCGAUCAGAGAAUCUCUAUUGGAACACUAUGGUGAUAAAGUUAUUGGCAUGGGGGGCGCGUUUGUGCUGCGCGAGGGAAAAGUGAAGCACCACGUGAUGCCAGACUUCUCCCCCACGCCCCUCUGUACUGACUCGGACGUCGACACUUGGCUCCACUACUUCGAGAUGCGUGCACCCAUCAUGCACUUGGGCACGCUUGUCACCGGAGAUAUGGGCAUGGAUCUUCGACUGCAACACUUCCACGGGUACAGUCAGCACGGCGACGGCGGUCACUACCACUAUGACACCACGCCCGCCGAAGUGCACUACGAGGGAUACUUCACGCUGGCCGGAGCUGUUUUGCGAAUCGAUCCGCCCGCUGUCACGCACGCGUUAGGCCGGGACUGAGCCCUCCGCUCUCCUAAAACCACACUCAUCCAGUGCCACCCACAAAUAAUAAUAAAAAAAAAAGCAAUAAUUUAAUGCGUAAUCGUCUCCCAAACGUGUUUGUCUUGUAUACGCUGGUUGUUUAGUUCAUCCCAUUUCGUGCGUUCCAUAGUUCCCUUGAGUAUUCAUGAACCAUUUUUUUAUUGAAAUUUCGUAAAUAAAUGUAAUUUGAUGCGAUAACGCUUUUCUGCUGACUUAUUGGUUGAAACAGAGUAUACAUCCAACUUUACACUUUUUUUUUUGUAAUAAACAACCUCGUGUAAUUUUUAACAGUUGAGACACUAGUUAAAAUCAUUAAGAAGUUUCGGAGAAUCUACUUAAAAAUAAUUUGUUUUAAAGAUUUUAUUUUGCAAAUAUAUAGCUUUAUAUAACUGCACAAUACUUGUAAAUAUAAACAUGUGUAAGUAUGUAAUAUUUUUGGUGUUACCUACUCCAAAUAAAAUAUCAAUGUGAACAUUACUUAACAUGUAGUUUUAAAUAUGUACCUAUAUAAUAUAUUUGUAAUCUUAAACACUAUAUACGAUGAAUAUUUUGUUAAUGACAGAGUACUAAUAAGGACCUGUUUUUAUUAAAUUUUACAUAAACACUUAAAAAUAUCAAGAGUAUUAUUUUUGGUCGCCAGACUAAACCAACAAUGUUUCUUUUUUCUUUUCUUCUCUUUCCAAGAAACAAGUGACUAAAUGAGGCAUUUUUUCAGUAAAUUUGAUGAAACCCAUUUUACACAAUUAUAAAGCUAUACCUGUAUUUGCAUAAAAUAAAGAAUCUAUUCAAAUACUGGUAGAAAUGAUUCGAUUUUGUAUUUUUUUAAUAUUUUAUAAUGGCCAUAUUUUCGUUAUUGGGCUCUGUAGUGCAACUUACGACUAUAAUAUGUUCCGCUGUACAAAUAAAACAUUAAGCA
This is a messenger RNA of Leptidea sinapis, 2083 nucleotides long. RefSeq names its product ester hydrolase C11orf54 homolog. The record is from RefSeq and is a predicted model, not a curated record. Gene Ontology annotation, cellular component: nucleus. NCBI's taxonomy places the organism in Eukaryota, Metazoa, Arthropoda, Insecta, Lepidoptera, Pieridae. Bases 175 to 1146 code for a protein of 323 amino acids. Gene Ontology annotation, molecular function: hydrolase activity, acting on ester bonds; zinc ion binding. The transcript is spliced from 8 exons.